Messenger RNA from Pseudonaja textilis, 3760 nucleotides. RefSeq names its product adhesion G protein-coupled receptor D1 (gene ADGRD1). Gene Ontology annotation, molecular function: G protein-coupled receptor activity. Gene Ontology annotation, cellular component: plasma membrane. The record is from RefSeq and is a predicted model, not a curated record. Gene Ontology annotation, biological process: adenylate cyclase-activating G protein-coupled receptor signaling pathway; cell surface receptor signaling pathway. Lineage: Eukaryota; Metazoa; Chordata; Lepidosauria; Squamata; Elapidae.
GGCACCUUCUUCUCUCUUUCUCUCUUUUUUUGGGGUGUGUGUGUGUGUGAAAGCAAGCCGAAUUCCAUUUCCACCCAGUGACAUCUGAAAGCAAAUCUAAAAAGGCAAAACCGUUAGCGAAAGUUGGAGAAGAGAAGCUUGCAUCUGCAAUCAUCCCCAGUUUAUUCACCUUUUUCCCCCGUAUUCAUUAUUCCUCUUCCUUUUUUCCCCCUUUUCUUUCUGGAAUGGAUUUAUCUGACACAGAAGAACUCCACGUUUUGAAACCUUAAUUCUUAGACCUCAGGGAAGAGUUGGAUUUCGUUUCCUUUUUUUUACUCCCUUCCCACAAACCAAUCGACAGAAUGGUCUUGUUGUACGGAUGAUUAGAAGACACCCUUUUGAAAAAGAAAAAAGACAAGACCAGAUGAUGAUGGAAAACUGGAAGUUUUAUUAUUAAUGAUAUUAUGAAUACUGUGACCUGAGAUUUCAUCCCAGCGUCGUAUUUUUCUGGUUUGCAACAGGAUCAUGGCAAAUUGGCUGGUGAAGCUUUGCUAUCUCUUUUUGUGGAUUUUAUUUCAGGUUUACAGGACUCGUACUUGGCUACAAAAAAAUCCUGGUUUCCGUGUUCUCGCUCAAGCAUCGCAUUAUUGGCCUCUGGAGACUGUCGAAGGAAUUCGCGAAUUAAAGGACACAGAUGGAGUGCUAAGAUCCCACAGCUUCACUGUGCUUCAUUACCAUAAUUCUACUUUUGUUUAUACCAAUGAUUCUGCCUACUCUAACUUCUCUGCGACCGUAGAUAUCGUAGAAGGGAUCGUAAACAAAGGUGUCUAUAUCCCAAACAUCAAGGGAGCAACCUUUCUCCUUUUUGGAAAUUAUCAAAAUUCUUGCGUUAUUAACCAAGAAUUCUGCGAGCCUGAAGGCGUGACUUUUUCCUUUUUCUGGAAGACUCAAGGGUAUCAGCUGAAGCCUGCCCCGGCAUAUGGGGAUCAGGUGCUUUCUAAUCGAUUUAAAGUCUUCUUCGGUGAACACAAAGGCUCCGUGGAACUCUUCAAUCAUCACACGUCCAAGAAGUGGGCAGCAAGCUUCAUUUCACCAGGUCCCCAUUGGACUCACGUCCUGUUUACCUGGAAAUCCAAAGAGGGCCUGAAAGUCUACAUCAACGGGACUUUGAACAACGCUGAUCCCCGUGGGGAAGAUUUCUACAACUAUGGGGACUCCAAUUCCAACUUGCUGAUGAGCUCUGAAGGCCGUCAAAGGAAGCGCCAUCUCCAUGGCUCCUUUGAUGAAUUCAUCAUCUGGGAAAGAGUGCUCACCGCCAACGAGAUCAAACAGUAUUUCACAGCUGCUAUCGGUGACCAGUCUCUGCUUUCUUCAACAUCUCCCUGGGGAUGGCAAACAACAGCCACACUUCCCAUGCUUUCCAUAAAUGCCUACCAAUCCAUCAUCAUUAAUCUCACAGAGGAAAAACGUAGUGUCCAGGACCCAUAUGUCAUGUUGGACUACCUGAAAAACAUUUCAAACGCCUUGCCUAAUGAAUCUCUCACGGCAAAUACUGCCUACCAUCUUACUGAGGUUUUUUUUAAAGUGGUGGAAGGAGUUCUUAAGAUACCUGUUUGGAUCAGCAUGAACCACACAGCGUCCCUUGCCGGAGGUCUGGUGUCCACCAUUGACAGUGUGACGUUGCACGUUGCACACAAUCUGGGAGGAAGUCCUUCAACCAUAACAAUCCAAGGCACUUCACCUGUGGCAGAUUAUUCCCUGGUUAAAAUGCCUCCGCAGCUCCCGGAUGUGCCUCAAUAUCGCUUCCCAUUACAAGGACAAAGUUACAUUACUCUACCCGGAGAAGCUUUCCAAUAUUCAGCCUGGAUUACAAUCGUGGGUCUGUUCUACCAUUCCAUACAUCAGUACUUCCAUAGCAUCAAACCGUUGGACACCAAAAUUCCUGAAGCUGCUGCCUGCAAGGAGUGCAUGAUUUUUGCCACCAGCUACCUUAUCUCCUUGAGAAUGGAGCCGCCACCAACUUUGUCUCACAAUCUGUCAAGCUCUCCCCUCAUCACCAUCCAUAUGAAGCAUCAACUGACGCCCCUUCAGUACAGUCAAGCCACAAACCAAAGUAAUCAAGUGAGACUGUAUUGUGCCUUUCUGGAUUACAGCAACGGAAGCGGAGUUUGGUCCAACCAAGGCUGUGUGCGUGAUGGGGGCGACCUCAAUUAUUCCACUUGUCUGUGCAACCAUCUCACCAACUUUGCUAUUUUGAUGCAAGUGGUGCCACUAACGCUAACUAACGGACACAAGGUGGCAUUGUCUUCUAUCAGUUACGCUGGAUGUUCCAUUUCCAUUUUCUGCUUGACUAUCACGCUGGUCACGUUUGCAAUUCUAUCCUCCGUCAGUACCAUCCGCAAUCAGCGUUAUCACAUCCAUGCCAACCUUUCCUUUGCUGUCUUGGUGGCUCAGAUCUUGCUCCUUAUCAGCUUCCAGUUUGACCCUGGGACGGUGCCUUGCAAAACCCUGGCCAUUCUCCUUCACUUCUUCUUCUUGAGCACCUUUGCUUGGAUGCUGGUGGAAGGGAUCCACCUCUACAGUAUGGUGAUCAAAGUCUUUGGAUCGGAACAGAACAAGCUCUUAUACUACUAUGGCAUUGGAUGGGGCUGCCCGUUCUUCAUCUGUGUCAUUUCUGCAACAACAUCUGUGGAAAGCUAUGGAGAAGUCAACAACUGUUGGCUUUCAUUGGAGAGCGGCGCCAUCUGGGCUUUUGUGGCCCCAGCUCUGUUCAUCAUUGUGGUUAAUAUUUGCAUCCUUAUUGCCGUGACCAGAGUAAUUUCAAGAAUAAGUGCUGAAAAUUACAAGGUCCGUGGAGAGGCUAAUGCGUUCAAAUUGACAGCUAAAGCGGUUGCUGUUCUCCUACCUAUCUUGGGAAGUUCGUGGAUCUUUGGAGUCCUGGCAGUGAAUGACCGAGCGUUGGUGUUCCAGUACAUGUUUGCAAUAUUUAACUCAUUGCAGGGUUUUUUCAUCUUUCUGUUCCAUUGCCUCCUGAACUCAGAGGUUAGAGCCGCCUUUAAGCACAAAACGAAGGUGUGGUCUCUCACCAGCAGCUCCAUCCGCAACAUCAACGUGAAAGCUUUCAAUUCUGAUAUUAUAACGGUAACCAAGCCUGCAACGACGCCAACCAAACUCAACACUAACAACAAAAGCAUUCAUUCUGGAGACAAGAUAGACCUUUCUGCUGUCUGACAUCUACCCCUGUCAGCCCUUCCUUCUGAUACCCAGGCAAACCACAUCCUCGGGAUCUUCCAUUCAUUGCCUGACUACCUAUUACUCUUUGAGAAUUUGUUCCUGCAGGAAGCACUUCUUUACUUCCUUCCUGCUAAAUUGAGGAGGGGCAGAAUUGCCCAUUGGACUGAAUCCAUACUUCCAGUUUUCCUGGGCCUCCUUUGGACUGGGAGGAUUGGCUAUGGACAUUUUACACUGGAUGGUCAUCUAAGCACUGGCAGGGAUGAAGCUGAGGAAGAUUUGUGAGGCAGCCCCAAAGGUGCCUUUUUUUUUUCAAGAGGCAAUUGGAUUUUCCUUUGAAGGCAUUUUGCUUCUCAUCCAAGAAGCUUCUUCAGCUCUGACUGGAUGGUGCACUCAGAUGAUGGUGGCUCACCCCAAAGAUAAAACACCCAGACGCAACUGAGCAACAGGGUAUAUGCAGUAUAACGCAGAGACCCAUGAGCAGAUAUGUAUAUUGGGGAAACAAAACCACCACUUCAUAAACACAUGGCACAACAUAGGAGAACAAACC